AUGUCCCCUACAAAGGAGGCACCGCAGGAUUCCCUCGUCCUUGAAAGUCGUCCCGCAAAUGAUACAUGGCUAUCUCGUAAUCCUCUCAUCAGCUCUGAUCCCACCAUCUCGGCCUUCGGCGCCACGAGGUGGAAAUGCGAACCCAUGAAGUACUGUGAUGAUCGUCGUAGUGGAGUAAUUCGUGGUGAAGUACUGGGUGGUACCAGUAGGAUCAAUAUCAUGGGAUUUAUUCCCGCCCCAGAUUGCAAUGCACGAGAUGCUCCUCCUGAAGGAGUCGCUACACUCUCCCUUACUCUUAGUGAACGCAGAGAGCGGGUAUCCAGUUUUGAAGCCUUCCUUUCCAAGGAAAUUGCAUUGGAAAGACAAAACCUCACGAUUUGUACCAAUACACUUGUUUCUCGGAUUUUAUUUAGGCAUGACAAGGGGCUUCCGCGUACUGAAAAGGUACUCUUUAAGUCUAUGGAUCCAACAUCUGACAGGAUAUUUUUGACGAAGGUUGACAAAGAAGUUAUUACAGAUCAUAUCAGUAUUCCAGUCGCAUGGGAGGUACCAGCAGCCAAAUCCCUUACUUCCAUGGCAAUCCGCCCCUUCAGAAUUGCACUCGAACUCUUGAAAUAUAUCUUUUUCCGAACCACUUUCCACAAGUGCUAUGGAUAA
Sclerotinia sclerotiorum 1980 UF-70 is the source of this 657-nucleotide messenger RNA. RefSeq lists its product as hypothetical. The transcript is spliced from 5 exons. NCBI's taxonomy places the organism in Eukaryota, Fungi, Ascomycota, Leotiomycetes, Helotiales, Sclerotiniaceae. The coding region runs from base 1 to 657 and encodes 218 amino acids. The record is from RefSeq and is a predicted model, not a curated record.